Lindgomyces ingoldianus is the source of this 2401-nucleotide messenger RNA. RefSeq lists its product as uncharacterized. The record is from RefSeq and is a predicted model, not a curated record. The coding region runs from base 55 to 1995 and encodes 646 amino acids. The transcript has 2 exons. NCBI's taxonomy places the organism in Eukaryota, Fungi, Ascomycota, Dothideomycetes, Pleosporales, Lindgomycetaceae.
UCAAUCGAGUUACUUUCGCAAGCUUCAGCCGAGUCUUUACAUUCGACGUUGGCAAUGGGUAAAAAGAAGGCCGCCGGCAGGCAGCAAGCAUUGACCGAACUGGAACCUCUAUUGGAAGAGUUGUCCACGGAAUCAACUGGUAGCUCUCGGCCCACAACCCAGCGGCCCAAGACCUCUCCUUACACAGGUUCUCCUAUCGCACUUCAUAUCGGCCCAGAGCACAGAGAGUACUACGUCCCGCAAAACCUCUUGCAAAACCCGGGAUGGAUCGCCUCCUGUUCAUCGGGGGACUAUAUAUACCUGCCCAAUGUCGACGAGGACACCGGCCAUGUACUGGUUCACUACCUGUACACCGGCGUUUACCAAACGCUCGACAACAUGGAGACCUCUCCGGUUAAGGAGGUACAUAUUGAAUUCAAGAGAGCUGUCUUGGCCUAUAUCACCGCGAAGACUUAUGAGCUCGCCGGCCUACAGCAGCUGGCAAUGCACAAGGUCGAACACUACGGCACGGAGAUGAACAUCUUCGACGUCGUUGAAGCUCUCAACGAAGACUUCUCAAAACUCCCGGGUAAUACCCACUGGCUCCAGGACUACCUAAACGGGAAAAUCAAAACUGCUUUUGAGGAAGAUCACACCACAUUUGCAAAGGAUGACUUCUUUGGCCGCAUUAGCAAUGUUGCUCUCAACAAAGUCCUGGUAAAGCGCGUAGUGGAACUUUACAACAAUAAGCUCUCAUGCAUGCUCAACAUAGAGAAGGAUUCUAUCCAGAGGGUUUCUGAAGAAUAUGUCCCCGCCGCCCAAGACUCACCCGUCGAAGAAGCCCCGGCGCAAGUUUCCGUUGCUAUCGAAGAAGCCCCUGUCGAAGACUGUCCUGUUAAUGAAGGCCCCGCCCAGGAGUGUUCUGUCCAAGAGUGCCCUGUUCAAGAGUGUUCUAUUGGAGGCUCUCCCGUCGAAGAAGCGCCCGUCCAAGAGGCUUCCAUCGAUCCUGUUGCUGCCGAACCGAAAAUUGACAUGAGUUUUGGUGACGGCGGAUCAAAAUCACCUGGUUUCAGUUUUGGCCUUAGCAGUUGGGCCUCCGGGUGGCCUGAGAAGCCAAAGGAGGAAGAAGGCCCAUGGUCUUUUUCGUUCGGCAAUGCUAAGGACGAAAGGAAAAAGAAGAAGGGCGCUACCCUGAUUGAAGAGACUCCUGCCGAGUCUGAACCUGCUUCCGAGCUUGUGCUAGAGCCUGAGCCGGAAGCUGCGAAAGAGGACGACGCAUGGGGAUGGGGCUCAUUCUCGACCGGCAAGAAGAAGAAGAAGAAGGGCAAGAAGGGUGUCAUUGAAGCAAUCGAGGAGCCAAAGGUUGAGGAGCUGCCACCCCUGCCUCCGGAGCUUACACCGCUAGCGGACGAUGACUGGGGCUCUUUAGUGGUGGCUGGCAAGAAAAAGAAGGGCAAGAAGGGCGCGAAACAGGAGACUUUGGUGGAGGAGCCGCCUCCUCCACCACCUCCAGAACCCGAGCUGAGCCCCGGGCCUGAGCCUGAGGACAAGGAAGACGACCCUUGGGAUGAUUGGGGCACGACCAAGAAGAAGAAGAAGGGCAAGAAAGGUAAAGAAGAGCCAAAAGCAAUUGGCACACCCGCUGGCGGUGAAGUGGAUGAUUCAGAGUGUGGACCGUGCAACGCUGAAGCCAUCUGCGAGCCAGAUAUUAGCACUGCUUCCCCAUGUGCGGCGCGGGCUGAAGCCGACGUCACUUUGUGGCCUCUCAAACAAACUGAAGAAGUAGAUAUGCGUGUUAGUAACGGCCAUUCGGAUCUUAAAGCGGAGUCAGAACAGCCCGUUAAGACUAAGGGUGGGAUAUGCCCCGUUCGCGUCAAGCAUUUACUUGAAGGAGACAUGUGGAGAAACUGCAGACAAUGCCGGGCUCUUCUGCGCCAGGUUGCUAUCCAACUUGCGAGCGCGGGCCAUGCAAAUGAGGAUGGAUAUGAGAUAGUGGACGAGGUGUUGAUGGGGUAGCUGCGAAGAGAGAUUGAUAUACUUGCUUGCGAUGGCUUGCUAAAUGCCUCCAGUCUUCUAUAACUCUGGUUUGUGAUUUGCAGUUAGCUUUCGCGGUUAGGCUGACAUGCAGCGGUCAGGCUUCAGCAGGAGGCGAAUUUGCAUGGGACUGGACUGAGUAUGCUUGCUCCAGAGUAUGUUUUGAGAAGCAGACGAACGCCUCGAUCACGCUAGCAGGGAGGAUGGCCGACCCGCUCUGACUAUAACCUUGUACCGGUGGCGAAUCUACAAGACGUGUGCUGGUUGAUGGAGGGGCAAGUGUUUGAUCGCAAGGCUGCGGGGCUUAGGCCGGCCCGCUUGCUAAGAACAUGCACAGCCACAGGCCUGGCAAGCACGACCCUGCCACGUCAGAUUACGUAACGAGUAG